CCGAGUGUAAUACCAGGAGUUUCACACCGUGGACUGGUUUAACUUGUCGCGGGGUUUCCCGGCACAACAAUGGUUUUAAGUCGCAGAAAAUAGGACGAAGUUGGAUAAAACAGGAGGAGAUACAGAGAAACGGGAACACGGAGGCGUCGGUGUAGAAAAGGGAUGGGCGAGCGCGCGGACACCACGUUUAAUACCACUGGAUCCAGGUGGCUGCUGCCUGUCAGUGAAUACCUGGGAUUUCCUCUUGAUCAGGUGAACUUUCUGGCUUGCCAGCUGUUUGCCCUGAUUGCUGCCUUUUGGUUUCGUCUCUACCUCAGUCCUCGCCAUGCCAAUCCCCUGGUCCGACACGCUGUUGCCACUCUCUUCGGCAUUUCCUUUCUCAUCUUCUGCUUUGGAUGGUACUCAGCUCACAUCCUGACAGUGGUGGUUUCAAGCUACUUGAUCAUCAUCCAAGCUGACAUCAACAAUGUACACAGGUAUACUAUGGUGACAGCAAUGGGCUACUUGACAGCGUGCCAAGUAAGCCGAGUCUUCAUCUUCAACUAUGGGAUCCUGUCCACUGAUUUCUCUGGGCCUCUGAUGAUAGUAACCCAGAAGAUCACCACAUUGGCUUUCCAGCUCCAUGAUGGCAUGUGUAAGAAACCUGAAAAUCUGACCCCUGAGCAGAGGCAGCUCUCUAUUAGUGUAAGACCUUCUUUCAUCGAGUACCUGAGUUACAAUCUGAACUUCUUAAGUAUCUUGGUGGGACCCUGCAAUGAUUACAAUGACUACACAGACUUCAUAGAAGGCAGACACAUCAGCAGGAGGCUCAGGCAGCACUCUGGGACAUGUAAUGGGCAGAAUGGCUAUGAUAAAAUACCAGAUCCUUCACCUCUGAGGACCGUCUGUCAGAAACUUCUGGUCUGCUCCGGCUGUAUGCUCUUCUUCCUCACUGUGACUCGGGCUUUGCCGAUUACUUACAACGUAGACCCCUACUUUGUAAGCCACGCCUCCUUCCUCACCAGACUCACCUAUGCUUUCUUCUCCAUACAAGCAGCACGACCCAAAUUCUACUUUGCCUGGACUCUAGCUGAUGCGGUGAACAACGCUGCAGGUUAUGGUUUCUUGGGAAUGGGUGAAAAUGGAAAGCCAUCUUGGGAGCUCAUAUGCAACCUAAACAUCCUGGGAAUUGAGACUGCAACCAGCUUCAAAACAUUCAUAGACAACUGGAAUAUCCGAACAGGAAUUUGGCUGAAAACGGUGUGUUAUGACAGAGCCCCUAAGCACAGACUGGCAUUAACCUUUAUUCUUUCUGCUCUGUGGCACGGUGUUUAUCCGGGGUACUACUUCACCUUCAUCACUGCCAUCCCCAUCACCAUGGCAGCACGGGCUGUGCGGAAGUCCAUUCGCCACCACUUCCUGGGCUCUAGAGGACUGAAGCUGGGUUAUGACAUCCUCACUUGGGCGGCCACCCAGCUGGCCAUCUGCUACACUGUCAUGCCUUUUCUGCUUCUAGCAGUGGAGCCCACUUUGGUCUAUUACAAGUCCAUGUAUUUCCACGUGCACAUCAUCAGCAUUCUGGCUGUGAUCGCCCUGCAUCGGAAACACAAACCCAGGGAACCCUCUACCACCACUAAAACACUCUCCUCCGCCUCCUCCUCCCUCUCGCCUUCGUGCUCAGCCGAGUGCCAACCUGUUCACUCCAACAACAAUGACAAAGUAGACUGAUCAUCUCCUUUUCACGUUUUUGUUCCCAGCCUCUCAGACCAUGACAAGUGGAGACAAAUGAAGAUGCUUAAAGGGCAUUUGGCCAACUGAAAACAGGAAAAUAUUAUGUUAUUUAUUUUUGAGGACAAUUUUGAAUGUGGAGUUCAGACAAAAACCUCACUACAGGAAUAGAGGAUGUUAACUUUUGAUACUAUCCACUACAAUAAAGACUUUACAUCAAUUUUAAGAUCAACAGGAAGAUUGGAAAAAGAGAUAAAAUGAACAUCUUUGGAACCACCAUGAAAACACUGGCCUUUCCUCUCUCCAUCUGCCCCCCCCCUUCCUCCACCCACUUCAUCCAUCCCACCACCAGCCUGCCUUCUCCAACAACAAUACAACAGUGUGAAGAGAGAGAAAAAAGGAGGCUUACUUUCUUUUCUUGUCCCUUUUCUGCGCUGUCCCACCGACUGGCCGGGUCUAAUCCUGCACAGCGGGGGAGCUCAUGAGCAACAACACAAAUACGAGGACACACACAAACUCAUGCAUGAAGAGACAGUGGGAAACAAAUAUGCACACAAAUAUGCACAUACUCACUCUCUCUUAGACACGCUCUUACUCGGUCACACUACGAUGGAAUACAAAGGCUGCUCUUGUGUGGCCACAACAAAAGAGCAUGCCAGGAGGAGAGGGGGAGAAUCCUAGUUUAUAUGACGUGUUUGUGAUCAUUUAUCCUUUCCUACAACCCACCAAUCCCUGUCACUUACCCUCUGUUCAUGUGUUUGUCAUGUAAGGUAAGGACUAUGUUGACCUGAAAUAUCAAUUAGCCCAUGCAGCUCUCAAACUUUGCAGUGAAACCGUCACUAAUGAAGUCUUUUUAAUGCAGAAUAGCAUCUCCUCCUGGUGAGGAGUCUUUACUGUUCUGUGGAGAGAGUUUACACCUCAUUUAAGUAUCUAUAGAUAAUCCUAAAUGUUAGCUACACUACUGUAAUCAUAAAGGAAAGGCUAACAAAUAUGAAAAGAAUUAAGUGUGCAGUAUUACAACAAGAUCCUGCCUUUGUUGUUAUUCAUAGCACAACUGUAUGAAGUAAUGAAUGAGUUUUGGAGGCUAAGACUUGAUUUUUGAUAAUUUAACAAGCCAGUCCACCUCAAUAGAAAUAUUUUUUUCUUUAGAAUCAUUAACAAAUGUAACAAUUAUUUAAUUUUAAUGUAUUAAUACUUAUAUAAAUGGUGCUGGAUACCUGUUAUCACUAUGUAGAGUAACUGAACAAAACCUGCGAUGAAACUGAAAGGAAAUACAUCUGGAGCUCUCUCUUGUAGCAAACCGCUGCAUGCUCAAAUAGUGGGAAAUGUAACAAAAAAUAAAUGUACCCUCUAAUGUAUUUCCCCUCAUUAGGAGCAUGGUACUUUGUUUUUUGUGUUGGAAGAUAAAACCCAUGAAAACUGUUGAUUAACAAGCUUUGCAGUAGCUGCAGGUUGAUGUAACAGAGACAUCUGCUGGUUGUAUGAAUUUACUUUAAUAGAUAGGCUUUUAGGGACUGACUGAACCUGCAAUGCUGCAACAUCUCCCUCUGCAACAUCGCACCAACCACAGACACAAAGUAUAUUUUUACACUCUUAUCACAUUUUUACAACUUCUCUUCAAUAGCUUUCACUUUUGCACAAUCAAGGUUGAAGAGUUAGAGCAGUGUUUCCUAACAUUUUUUUCUCUGGAGCCCCCCUGCUUGUAUCUAAGAAAAGACAAGACCCCUCCAAGACUCACACGAGUUCAAAAGUGAUAGAGUGCUGUCAAAAAAAAAGAAAAAUAGAUAAAAUCUCUUAAUUUUGACUUCUGCUGUAACUGUGCUCCAGUUUACACACAGGUGUUCACAUAAUGCUAAUUAUUUCAAUAUUUAACCACACAUCUCACAGCUAAUGAAGCAUCAGUAAUAAACACUCUGGGGAUCUGUAGACUCAUUUAUUUGCAAGAGGCAAUUCAACCUGCAAUUUUAAACUCUUGCACUGAUUGUAAUAUUUGUCAGUGGCAGAGUGCUUCUGCCUGAUGCUGAUGUGUUUGGUGCAGGGGAGUGAGUGACACAUUAAAAGUGUGUAUUGUCACGAUUAGCAGCUAAUUGAAAAACGUGAUUAUUUUUUAUUUUUGUGGAAUUUUUUUGUCAAACUUACCAACUGUGAGUGUGCCUGUGUUUGUGUUAUAUUCCAUUUUAGUAUUGUUUGAUUGGAGGAAUGAGAGGAUGCAACAAUUCGGUAACAAAUAAAGCUUCUGUG
Molecule: messenger RNA, 3948 nt
Organism: Cheilinus undulatus (humphead wrasse)
Lineage: Eukaryota; Metazoa; Chordata; Actinopteri; Labriformes; Labridae
Gene: mboat1
Product: membrane bound O-acyltransferase domain containing 1
Exons: 13
Coding region: 163-1707 (514 amino acids)
Biological process (GO): lipid modification
Cellular component (GO): membrane
Molecular function (GO): acyltransferase activity
Source: RefSeq, a predicted model, not a curated record